AUGGAAAAAGGAAAUUAUUCUUCACAAAUCAGAUUUUUCCUUCGUGGACUUCCUCAUGUGAAGGAGCUCACAAUUCCCUUUGUUCUGCUUUUUUCUCUUAUUUACAUCUGCACUCUUCUCUGGAAUGUUCUCCUGUAUGUAAUAGUAAAAAGAACACCUUCACUUCAUACUCCUAUGUAUUUCUUCCUUACAAACCUCUCCUUCCUAGAUAUCUGUCUUUCUUCAGUCACAUUACCCAAGCUGCUGGACAAUUUCAUAUCAACUAAGGCCAUUAGCUUUAUUGGCUGUGUUUCUCAGUUGUAUUUCUUCCACUUUUUGGCAAGCUCAGAGUGUUUUUUAUAUACUGUCAUGGCAUAUGAUAGGUAUGUGGCCAUAUGUCAGCCCUUGCAUUACAGCACUAUUAUGAAUUGGAAAAUGUCCACAUGUUUAGCUUUCGGUUGUUGGUUGACUGGCUCUCUCCACUCAAUUACUCACACAGUACUAACUUUUCACCUCUCAUUUUGCGAGUCUACUGAGAUUGACUAUUUCUUUUGUGACAUUAUCCCAGUACUAAAGUUGGCAUGUUCUGAUACAACACUUAACAAAACCAUGAUAUUAGCCAAUAUUGCAGCUAUUUCACUAAGCUGCUUCCUCCUAAUCCUGAUCUCAUAUGUACAUAUUGUUUGGGCUAUAAUGAAGAUAAGGACAGCUGGUGGGAGGAAAAGGGCCUUCUCCACUUGCGUCUCUCAUGUCAUAUUGGUUGCAUUAUUCUAUGUUCCAUGUAUCUUCACCUACAUGCGUCCUGACUCAGAAUCCUCAAAGAGUGGAGCAGUGGCUGUUUUUUACACAAUGGUUACUCCUUUGUUGAACCCAGUUAUCUAUAGUUUCAGAAAUAAAGAUGUAAAGGAAGCAAUAGGUAAAUGGCUUAGAUGCUCAUCGUAG
Molecule: messenger RNA, 921 nt
Organism: Spea bombifrons (plains spadefoot toad)
Lineage: Eukaryota; Metazoa; Chordata; Amphibia; Anura; Pelobatidae
Product: olfactory receptor 10G4-like
Exons: 2
Coding region: 1-921 (306 amino acids)
Biological process (GO): G protein-coupled receptor signaling pathway
Cellular component (GO): membrane
Molecular function (GO): G protein-coupled receptor activity; olfactory receptor activity
Source: RefSeq, a predicted model, not a curated record